AUGGCGCCGCCGCCGCCGCUGGUCGCCGCGCUGUGCGUCGUCCUGCUGGGGCUGACGGCCGGCGCUGUGCGCAGCGCGCUGGCCGCCUGCUCGUCCCAUGAGCUGGUCGCCUACAAACUGGACGUCGAAACGCACUGGUCCAAACGCCGCUUUCCCAAGCAUUACCCGCUCUGGCGACCGCCGGCGCAGUUCUCCAAGUUCUUCGGUAUGAGCCACAACAGCAGCCGGGUGCUGUUCAGACCGGGUGAGCUGGCGUCGGAAGCUGUGCGCCAGUUUGCUGAGCACGGCAGCUCGGCCGGCCUGGAGGUCAUCGCUCAAGGUCACAGCGGCGUCCUUGACCAGUUCACUGCGCCACCUGUGAAGCAGGGCGAAGGCAGCGCGCAUGCGCGGAUUUUCGUGGAUGGAAUCCACUCCCAGGUGUCCUUGAUGUCGAAGAUCGUGCCCUCUCCAGACUGGUUUGUGGGAAUCGACAGCGUCGAUCUCUGCGACGGGGGUCGCUGGAUCGACUCCCUGGACGUGAAGCUGUUCCCGAUGGACGGCGGCACCGACCAGGGAAUGACGUUCACGUCGCCCAACUGGGCGUCGGAGCCGCACGAGCCCAUCUGCCAGAUCACGAGCCGCAAGCCGAGCCACCCGGCCGGCAGCUUCCACUACCCGACCACGCCGACGCUGCCGCCCAUCGCCAGUCUGCGCUUCGCCAGGAUGAGUUUGUACAAGCUCUCGGACUCGUUUGAAAGGCGGCCCGACACGGUGACCUACACAGUCGGCACCCUGGACCCGAGCCAUGCCUUCAUCUCGGCCUCGUCCCGAGGCUCUGGCGACCAGCCCGGGCUGCGAGUCCUCGUGACGUCAGACAGCGCCGUCAACCGCAGCAGCACAGCCAGAGCCGUAGCCUCUGCCUGGCGGCGGAGUUCCAACGUCACGUCUGCACAGCUGGCGCUGCAGUUGCCGAAGGACUCGGCAAAGACGGCGCCACCGUCGCAGCUCCGCCCGAACGGCAUUUCGCAGUGGCAGCGCACCCAGCAGGUCGGCCCGGCGCCGCGACCGCAGUCUGCCUGGCCGGCCAAGCUGAGCUCGACUGGCGCCGCCGCUGCGCCGCCGCCGCCGGCUCAGAACAGGGACGCGAGUGCGGCGAGGGAGGUGCUCCGGCCGAACGGCGAGGUGGCCCGAGCGGCGCUGGGACCGGACGGCAGCGUGACGCGCGUGGCACUGCGGCCUGACGGCAGCGUGGCACGCGUGGCGCUCCGUCCGGACGGGCCGCCAGUGAAGCUCGGAGGACUGCGCGUCUGGGCCGUGCAGAGCGGAGGCGUGGAGGGAGCCAAGGUGGCCGCCGGAGACAAGAAAGCCAUCAUCAGGAAAAUCGCCAAGCACUAUCACCGACGCAAAGGGCGACACCGACAACGGCGGCUGAGACGCCGCAGACGCAAACGUGGUCCCCGCAACUGCCAGGUGGGCGAGUGGUCGGCCUGGGGUGCGUGUUCGCGCGCCUGUGGUAUCGGCGAGACGACGCGGCGCCGGACAGUGACCCAUCACGCACUCCGCGGCGGCCGGCCCUGCCCCAGCCUGCAAGAGCGGCGCUGGUGCGGCUCCGAACGCAGCUGCACCCGCCGGCGCUACUUCCGCUGGUAGCCGGUAGGCCGCGCCACCGGCACGAACGCGGCACGCAGAUGGCGCUGCCUGCUGUGAUCAGAUGCGAUGCCACUGAGGCAGCCGUGCUUGCCGGAUAACAUUGCCCCUGCCACGGGUGCUCUGAGAGGUGGUGUCAGUGCAUCCCCCCAUUGCCAGUGACUGCUGUUAAUACUUGUGAGUGACUCCUGGGCAUUGACUGUCAGUCGUUGCUUCUCGAACUUCAAGGCGCCGCCUGUUGUUCGGUGCAUAGCAACAUAAGCCAGUGAAUCUCUCUAGAGGCCAUGCUACUGAAGUUGUGUGCAGCGAGCGUCGUCUUAGGAGUAUGAAAGAGACAUAUUGAUUGUACUGCUGUCGCCGCUGGUGUCUUACACAUUGACUUAUUUACACCUUUUUAACACAUUUAUACCGGCGGAUUUGAUCGGAUUACAAGGGCUCUCGGACUGAUCAGUCCGCUUCUGAUUAUGGUUUGGUCGUGGGUGUGAAGCAAUUCGCGAUGUUCUCACUUGCGCUGUCAAUGUCCAGUGAGCUACAUGCACGCUGCACACGCCGGUGCUAUAUUCGGUGAAAGCUUGUUUAGUGUAACAAGGGCUGCUUUGCGAGCAGCGAUGCUAAGGUUGCAAUCAUUGAUACUAUGGAAAUCCUUUUUGUGUAUGUUAUAUUGGCGCAGUUAGCAUUGCAAGCAGCAAAGCUAGUGUGGUAAAGUAUGAUUUUUGAAAGAGCAGUUUUGUAUUUGCUAUGUAGCGCGGCGUCGCAUUCUCCUGUCACAGUGCUGACACGCGUAUGCCUGUGUUUGGGCGGGCUGUGCAUCACGCACGCGCUGAAACAAUGGAGCGUGUGGGCUGCUGCCGUCAGUUACCCAUUGAUAAAGAACCCCUUGAAGCAUGCAAACAGCCGGGGCAAAUACGCCGGGAUGGAACUAAAGCUGACAUUGGCAACGAACGUUCCCAAGCCUGCUAUCCAGGACGCACGCGCCCACUUCGACGGCUUUCACAACACCGGUGUAAAUCCAAUAAUUUUGAGACCCGCUCUCAACAGAGAAGCAUCGAUCGGUCCUGAUCAGUUUAAGAUGCCUGAUAACGGCGCGUGCGUGGUUCUCUGGGGGUUCGCCUGCUCGCGGAAAGCAGCCUGAAGCAGCGCAUCUCAGAGGAGGCUGGCCUUGCCAGCGCUCAGAGCCCAGCGCUGGUCCAUGAUAACUGCAGUGUAGUGCCGAGUAUAGUGCCGAGUUGUAGUGCUGUCGUGCUUCGUUGUGCCAAGUUUAGACGCUCGGCAAUGCAGGCGAGGGUGUUCAUAGACAUGAGUACCCUAAGCGGAUAAAUGUGUGCCCGCACAAAAUGCACAACCGUAUCCAUGCACAUGAACGAACCUGCUAGCAUUGAACAACGUAAAUGCUCUCGCUUUUGGUUCGCUUAAGAAGCUCCGCCUCAUAAACGCAGCGUACGCGCAGCGCUCAUCUCACUGUUGUUGCCGGCGAGACUGUGACCUGAGUGCGUGGUCUGCUGCGCGCGCUGCCCGCUGCCCUGACAGGCUGUCACUGACUCCGGCCAGGAGAGAGCGCAGCUGGGGCUACGCUGCUGUGAGCUCGGCGUCGGAGCCUCCGUGGCGCUACGCUUGUGCGCCGCAUACCGGUGCUGGAGUAAGUACUGGUGGCGUGGAAGUGUAUAUGGUUAAACUGACAAUAUACGUCUGU
Pollicipes pollicipes is the source of this 3316-nucleotide messenger RNA. RefSeq names its product spondin-1. Gene Ontology annotation, biological process: cell adhesion. Bases 1 to 1629 code for a protein of 542 amino acids. The record is from RefSeq and is a predicted model, not a curated record. NCBI's taxonomy places the organism in Eukaryota, Metazoa, Arthropoda, Thecostraca, Pollicipedomorpha, Pollicipedidae. Gene Ontology annotation, cellular component: extracellular matrix. The transcript has 6 exons.